AUGUCUUCUUCCCUGCUGCUGAGCGCUGCCACGGGCGGCAUUUUCGGUGCUGCGUUGACGGCAUCGGGAGUAUAUGCCCCGUCUGUUAUCAUCUCACAGCUCCAGCUGGGGAAUUUUCAUAUGCUCAAGAGCUUCCUCGCCGCCAGUGCCUGCAGUGCCUUAAUCGUGGCCGGCGCGAAUCGAGCACAGUAUGCCAAACUCUCCCCCCGGUCCGACUCCUCGUAUGGCUGGUUCAUGAGAUACGAUGCCAACCUCAUUGGCGGCCUUUUACACGGUAUCGGCAUGGCCUUGACGGGUGCAUGUCCCGGCACGGUCCUGGUGCAGCUGGCGAUGGGCGUGAGAUCCGCCCCGGCCGUCGCUGUGGGAUGUGUCUUGGGCGCCAUCGCCUUUGUCAAGUCGGCACAGCACCUCAAACGAACGCCACCGACGAAAACAUCCCCGGGUCCCUCGCAACAGACGAUGCAAGAGAAGCUAGGCCUGUCGACCAACUCGAUGAUUCUCCUUUACGAGAUUUUGUGUCUUGGUAUGAUCGUCGCGGCCACGUACUUGGCACCCACGCGCGACCAUUGGCUCAACCCGAUUGUGGGCGGACUUCUUAUCGGCGUGGCGCAAGCAACCUCCGUUCUGUUCACUCGCAAGACCCUGGGAGUUUCCAGUGCGUACGAAGACAUUGGGAAAUAUUUUUGGAGUGUCGUGGACGGCAGGACUCCAGGCCCGGGCUUGUCGAAUAUCGUCUUCGCCAGCGGGGUCAUGGCUGGGUCAAAGAUCAUUUCGCAAUUUAUCCCCGCUGUGUCCGAGGCAGGAAGCCUGGCGAUCAGUCCCGUUGCCGCCGUCGCUGGGGGGUUCACCAUGGUGUUCGGGGCAAGAAUGGCAGGUGGAUGUGCAAGUGGACAUGGCAUCUCUGGGAUGGCCACCAUGGGCCUGAGCAGCUUCAUUACCGUGGCCGGCAUGUUCGGAGGCGGCAUUAUACUGGCUCUAUUGCGCCGAUGA
This is a messenger RNA of Fonsecaea erecta, 990 nucleotides long. RefSeq lists its product as hypothetical. NCBI's taxonomy places the organism in Eukaryota, Fungi, Ascomycota, Eurotiomycetes, Chaetothyriales, Herpotrichiellaceae. Gene Ontology annotation, cellular component: plasma membrane. The record is from RefSeq and is a predicted model, not a curated record. Bases 1 to 990 code for a protein of 329 amino acids. The transcript has a single exon.